Notolabrus celidotus (New Zealand spotty) is the source of this 9911-nucleotide messenger RNA. RefSeq names its product ephrin type-B receptor 1-like. Bases 178 to 3261 code for a protein of 1027 amino acids. Lineage: Eukaryota; Metazoa; Chordata; Actinopteri; Labriformes; Labridae. Gene Ontology annotation, molecular function: ATP binding; transmembrane-ephrin receptor activity; protein binding. Gene Ontology annotation, cellular component: plasma membrane; neuron projection. The record is from RefSeq and is a predicted model, not a curated record. The transcript has 20 exons. Gene Ontology annotation, biological process: protein phosphorylation; axon guidance; cell surface receptor protein tyrosine kinase signaling pathway.
AUUCACCAGCUUCAGUCCCCGCUGACUCUGCCGGUGCUGCACUGCAAACACACACAUCACACACACACACACACACAUACACAAACACGCACACACUUUGAGGGCUGAGAUGUGACUGUUCACCAGAGGAAUACUGCGUGUUUCUGUGGGAUUUUUUCUCUUCUCGUCAGCCGGAUAAUGGGAGAGGACAGGCGGGGAGACAUGUGGACCAUGCCGGGCGCUGUGGCUGCGGUGCUCCUGUGUGUGGUGACUUGGGUCAGCGCUGUGGAAGAGACAGUGAUGGAUACAAGGACAGCGACAGCUGAGCUUGGCUGGAUAUCGUUCCCUGCCAAUGGAUGGGAGGAGGUGAGCGGCUAUGAUGAGAACCUCAACACCAUCAGGACGUACCAGGUGUGCAACGUGUUCGAGCCCAGUCAGAACAACUGGCUCCUCACUACUUACAUAGACCGACGGGCGGCACAACGAAUCUACGUGGAGAUCAGAUUCACCGUGCGAGACUGUGCCUCCAUUCCCAGCGUCCUUGGCUCCUGCAAAGAGACGUUCAACCUGUACUACCUGGAGACGGAGAGGACCGUGUCAGAGAGCAUUAAAGGGGUGGAGUACUGGGCCAAUGCUCCUUUUCUUAAGGUGGAUACCAUUGCAGCAGAUGAGAGUUUCUCCCAGGUUGAUUUCGGGGGAAGGCUAAUGAAGGUGAACACAGAAGUUCGUAGUUUUGGGCCGCUCUCUAAAGGCAGAGGAUUCCACUUGGCCUUCCAGGAUCUGGGCGCCUGCAUGUCCCUUCUGGCUGUCCGAGUGUUCUACAAGAAAUGCCCCAGCGUAGUGCAGAACUUUGCUUUCUUCCCAGAGACGCUGACUGGAGCAGAGUCCACAUCAUUAGUCAUCGCUAGAGGAAGUUGUAUCCCAAACGCUGAGGAAGUAGACGUGCCCAUAAAGCUUUACUGUAACGGAGAUGGAGAGUGGAUGGUGCCCAUCGGAAGCUGCAGCUGCAAGGCGGGUUAUGAACCAGACAACGGCAACGUGUGUCGAGCAUGCCCUCAGGGCACCUUCAAGUCCUACCAGGGGGUCGGAUUAUGUCAGCAGUGUCCGGCCCACAGUCGCUCCACCAUCGAGGCAGCCACCCUCUGCGGCUGUCGGAACGGCUAUUACCGAGGAGACAUGGACAAACCGGAGGAUGUGUGCACCAGUGUCCCUUCAGCCCCUCGAAACGUGGUCUCAGUUGUCAACCAGACAUCAGUGCUGCUAGAAUGGCACUCUCCUCGAGACACAGGGCACCGUGAAGACCUGACAUAUAACGUCUUGUGUCGGCGGUGUCACAGCAGCGAGCGCCGGGCAUGUCAGCCAUGCGAUGACAGCGUGGUGUUCACUCCUGGCAAGAGACUGCUAAAGGACAUAAGGGUGGAGAUUAGCAAGCUGAGAGCCCACACAUCGUACACCUUUGAAAUACAGGCAGUCAAUGGAGUCUCCAACAAGAGCCCUUAUCCAGCCCAGCAAUUGUCAAUCAACAUUACAACCAAUCAGGCUGCUCCCUCAGCAGUUCCCAUAAUGCACCAAGUGAGCUCAACCAGCCGCAGUUUCUCGUUGGCAUGGCCACCGCCCGAACAGCCCAACGGAAUUAUCCUCGACUACGAGAUACGAUACUAUGACAAGUCACAGUCGUCACUGCUGAACAGCUCAGUGGUCCAGAGCGAAACACCCAACGUUGUUCUGGAGGGUCUGAGGCCGGGGUCAGGCUACGUGGUCCAGGUGAGGGCCCGCACAGUUGCCGGUUUUGGAGCCUACAGCAAGGAUAUGCUCUUCCAAACACUCACUGAUGAUGAGUAUAAAUCAGAGCUGGGACAGCAGCUCUCCCUGAUUGCUGGCUCUUUAGUCGGUGGAGUGUGUAUCGUGUCACUGGUAGCCAUCGCCAUCAUCUGCACCAGGAGGAGGCAGCUGAAGGAGAGUGUGUACGGCGACAAGCUGCAGCAGUACAAUGCAGGAGGAGAGGUGACGCUCAGGCCAGACAUGUUCAGCGGGCCGACCCCCACUGUGACCUUUCCCACCCUGUCUGAGGGUCACAGUUCACCAGGGGUCAAGAUCUACAUCGACCCCUUCACCUACGAGGACCCCAACGAGGCUGUGAGGGAGUUUGCCAAGGAGAUCGACCCGUCCUGUGUGAAAAUAGAGGAAGUCAUUGGAUCAGGUGAGUUUGGGGAGGUGUACAAAGGUCGCCUGAAACCUGUCGGGAAAAAAGAAAUCCCCGUGGCCAUCAAGACCCUGAAGGUGGGAUACUCUGAGAGGCAGAGGAGGGACUUCCUGUCCGAGGCGUCCAUCAUGGGUCAGUUUGAUCAACCAAACAUCAUCAGGCUGGAGGGCGUGGUCACUAAGAGCAGGCCGACGAUGAUCAUCACUGAGUUCAUGGAGAAUGGAGCGCUCGACUCGUUUCUCAGGCAAAAUGACGGGCAGUUCCCUGUGAUCCAGCUGGUUGGUAUGCUGAGGGGCAUUGCAUCUGGAAUGAGGUACUUGGCAGAGAUGAGCUACGUUCACCGGGACCUGGCUGCUCGGAACAUCUUGGUGAACAGUAACCUGGUGUGUAAGGUGUCCGACUUUGGCUUAUCACGGUACCUGGAGGAGGACACGUCUGACCCCACCUACACAAGCUCACUGGGUGGUAAAAUCCCGGUGCGAUGGACAGCUCCGGAGGCGAUCGCCUACAGGAAGUUCACGUCGGCUUCAGAUGUCUGGAGUUAUGGUAUUGUCACCUGGGAGGUGAUGUCAUACGGAGAGAGGCCCUACUGGGACAUGAGCAACCAAGAUGUGAUAAACGCCAUCGAACAAGACUUCAGGCUGCCGGCUCCCAUGGACUGUCCGGUAGUGCUGCACCAGCUGAUGCUCGACUGCUGGCAGAAAGACAGGAAUGCACGACCAAAGUUCCCUGAUCUUGUCAGCAUGUUGGACAAAAUGAUACGCAACCCUGCAUCGCUUAAAGCCGGCAUCAACAACGUCCCCACUGGUCCUUCCCAUCAUCCUUUGUUAGACCGUGGAGCGCCAGACCUGAGCAGAGUGAGCUCUGUGGAGGACUGGCUGGCUGCCCUGAAGAUGACCCAGUAUCGAGACUCCUUCCUGGGUUCAGGCUUCACUUCUCUGCCGCUCGUCACACAGAUCACAGCCGAAGAUCUGCAGAGGAUUGGAGUGUCUUUGGCUGGGCACCAGAAGAAAAUCCUGACCAGCGUUCAGAUGAUGAGGCACCACGCUGAUGACCAAUCUCCCACUGAGUCUGUUUGACCACACGGAGGAGAGAUACAGAAUGAAGUACUGACAAGUCAGUCUAAAGGAGCUUUGUGAGGAUCCCAACCACUCAACAUUUUUUUAAAAACCAUAUCUGUGACUGUUUGCUUCUCAGUCACCAGGCCCCUCCUCCUCUUUCACCAUUUAUCUUCCUGUUUGAAUUCAAACUAAAUGCCUCCUUCAUUCAGAUUUGGUACACGAGGAAAAAAGGCAGACAUUAUUUGUGACUGAAAACAAAAAAAAAGGGACUCAUGUUGUUCUGGAGUUUUUCCUGUGACUGAAAGUGGUACAAUCAAAUUACCUCUGUUUCCUCUCUCCCCAAAAUCUGCCUGCAACACUUCCAGGAAUCACAAUCUACAGACCAGAUUUGACCAGAUUUAGUGUUUGAUUCAAGAAUGGCAUGGUCUGGUUUUCUGUGAAAGGAUUAAUCAAACAAACACACCACAGUGAAGAGGAAACAGACAUUUGUACGAGGGGACACAAACUGGGCCAGAAGACUGAGAAGAAAAGUCUCUUAAACCAGUUAUCUCCUGUGUGUUCUGCUGAGACUGCUUUAAUGUGACGCAAAAUUGCUACUGUUCGAAUCCAGGCCAGAGUCGACACUGAAAUAGGACAUGUGUGAAUUAUCUUCAUAUUGAAGAGCUUGUACAAAUCAAAUAUGGGAAGUUUUAUUUCCUGUUCACUCUCUUCUUUCACUUUUAGCCUACAGCAACAAACAAUUAUCCGUCAAUGGAGUAUUUGUGAUCUUUCUAUGAUUAUCUUCCUCUACCGGACUCAUCACUGGAACAAACUUGGACCUUUGCAGACAAAAAAAGUGGAUAAAAGGGGUUUCAGUGUGUUUUUGUGCUUUCCAUGCAACCAUGAAAAGAUAAACUCAUCACUGCAGAGAAAUAGCAUCACCUGGUCUACUGAAAAUAAUUCAUUCAGAUGGAGCUCAUAAUGGACGAUGUUUUACAGUCAGCACACAUGCCCUGUGAGUAAAGGCAAUCACAGAGCAGAAAACCAAAUCAGACAUAGAAAAUCAAUCAAUAAUGUGUCUGUUCUCUGAGAUAGGAAGCAAGGCAGCUGAAAGUAUGGAAGACAAGAGAAAAACUGCCUGAGAGCCUGUGGGUGUUGAGUCAUUACCAGCAGCAGAGCCACACCUGUUGUGAGCAUGCGGCAGUGGACAGAAAAUCUCAGGAGACAGAACAAGGUACUCUCAUCCAAUGUUCCUGUGAUUUGGCUGCAAAUCGUUCAGCAGAGAGCCGGUCAUGCAUCAAUACUACGCAUGAAAACAGCAGAAACCCCAUGUUUAUGUACCGUCCACGCAUGAAUCAAUUCUUGUUUUUGUCAGAUCUGAAUGGCUGCAGUCCAGAUGGUUAAUAUCUCUCUGCAGCAGCCAGACGGGAGCAGGUCAGGGUGCUGGAGUAUAAUCUGUUACUGGAAUCAGAAACCAGGAAAGAGGUGCUCAAACGGCUGUUUUAAAUUUUUCUUAACCAUGAACGAAAACAGAAGCUUGGAAUAAUUUUUCAGCGUCUGUCACUCAGAAUAAAAAAAUGUAAUAAGCUGAAAAAAGCCCUUUUAAAAACAUUUUAACAUUAUGAAGGAAGGAAGAGGGGCUGUAUCAUGACAUCGAAGUUAAAUUUAAAAGAGAGAGGCCAUAGUUUGAUACUCUUGAUAUUAGAAGUAAUAGUAGUGGUAGAAAUUAGAAGAAGUAUUGGGCGAAAGAACAAUUAAGUCCAACAGGGUCACCAGAAUGAAAACUCCUCACUGUGCCUUUAAAACAAGAAACAGCCAUUUCUGCAUUUUUUCCCUUCAUGGUUCCUGAUAUGAAAUCAAAUGAUACUUUAGUACCCUGACCAGCUGUCUUGGUUAGGGUACUAAAGGACCUGUCACAGUUGUCUGAGUUUGUUUUGACAGGUUACAUCUCUGAACAGACUGAUCUGAACAGACUAACACUGCUGUGUCAGAUUGCAGAUGAAAUGGCAUUUAACCUAUCCAUGUUGUCAUCUGUGCACAGCAACCUUUCCAGCGUCUGCCCUUCCUGCAGAUUAAUUUCAAAUCCACAAAAACCUGUCGGGGAAAAAGAUCAGACAAAGAGAUAGUAAGAGAAUUAAAUGUUAGAGGGGUCAGGAAGGAAAUUGUUGGUGUAUUUAUCAUGUUUCAGUGCGUAAAAGUGACUCACUCUUCUCUGCAAAGUAUGAUAUCAAGCAGGCCUGAUCAGGCCCUGGGGCUCUCUGGUGAAGGAGCUCUGGGAGAUCUUCUUUUAUCUGAGCUCUGAGCAGAUUACCAGCUGUGAAACAACAGCAGCAUCGCUCUGCCCGCAGACCAAAAAACCUCUGGUCAUGCGUGUGCACCCACAGCCCGAGGAUUAACGGUGUGUAGCACUGAUUGGAUAUCGAGAUUUCAGUUGUCAUCCCGCUGCUCACGCUGACAGAAAUGACUUAUUUGUUUGCUUUUUGUUUUACUGCUGCAUGACUCUACAGAACUCUGUGUUUGUGUUCGUCUCGCACCGCCACUCUCCGCUGCUGGGACAGCCCAAACUCGUUUAUUUAUGAUUGUUGUGACAUUGAGAGGUCUGUGAGCAUUUCAAACCUUUCCCUUUUCCACUUUUCACCCCAAAACUCUGCUCAGGCAGCAAGUCAAGAAUUGCAUUUGUUGCCCAGCAACGAAUGCUUAUUGAACAUUUUAUCAGCAAGUAUUGAGAUCAACUGGGAGCGUGUCAGUGGUUCAGAGGCAUAAUUUGUUGUAAAUAAAAGCCUCUGGAAAAACAAUUUGAGUCUGAGAGAGGACGAGUGUGUCUGAAAGCUCAUAAAAAAUGUGUUGCACAAAUGAAAGCUAUCGACACAGCAAGCUUAUUUUACAUUAUGUAACAUCUUCAGCUAAGUGUGAUGUAUCUGUCCUCUGCUUCAUGUUUUUGAGGGCGAGCUUUCAGAGGCUUUUCACACGUUUCUGUGUCAGUGUCAGUGAAAAGACAAUGACGGCAUAAAUGAUCCACAGCACAUCUUGUAUUUAUACCAUCACAUGUCUCAGUUUAAGCACAAACAUACACCGCAGAGAGGGUUUCUCAGGAAUGCAACAGAUGUACGUUUUGUGAGCAUCUUUCGGUUGAAAUCAUGCACUGUAUAAAAAGCUUAAUCCGAGUUGAAGUGCUCUAAGAGUUCAAGGAGAAAAACGUUUUUGAUGUUGGUUUUCUGAAGUGCUUAUUAAAAGUUAAAUCCACCCUAAAUCCAGCCCCUAACAGAGAGGAACAUGUUGGUAAAACCUCUGAGAGUUCACUGUUUGUGUGUGUGAACAAGGCUCUUACUGGAAAAUGGAGUUAAUACACUUUGUGAUCAGCGCUAAAUGUCAGCGAGCAUCUUCUAUGUCGAGGCAGGAUUAACAUUUAACCUUUUUCUGCCUUUGACAUCAAACUUUUAACACAUAUUCAAUUUUUUUCCUUUUUUAUAAGGUCAAAAUGUAAGUCUGUCCUCAAAACUGUGGGCAAAAAAUAGAGAAUCCUCACGAAAUUUAAACCUUCACAUUCAUUCUUACCUGCUGUCUGUCUUCUUCAGUGCGGAUUACUUGCAUGUUUGGGCUAAGAUAAACACCUGCAGACCAGUGUAAUAAUGAGUAACCUUUGGAAGGAUUAUGAAUCAAAUACUUCUCCUCAGUUGGUCAGAUCCCAGUAGUGCAUGCAGAUCAGGGCUGUCUGAUGCAAAGAGAUGAAGCUUUUGUAAAACAAAAGUUAAGAUAGUGUGAUCCAACAACUACAUGACGCACAAAUACAUGACUACAUGAGGGAUAAUGUAGAGAAAACAGGUAGUUAUGCCAAUUAGAAUCCUGGAAGAGCGAGUAGGACCCGAUUUGAGGCUUCGUGUUGGGGGGUUCUGCGCCCCCUAUAGAGACUCUGUUCUCUAUACAUUACCCCUCUAAAUAAACAUAAACAAGUUAUAAAAGUUUACAAAAUAUUGUUUUUUUAGACGUUUUUAUAGAUUAAAAGAUAUUUAGUUUCAGCUAAAAUGAAAUGAAUACUCCCUCCAGUUCCACAGUUGAUAAAGCUUCCAUGUCAAGGGAUUCUGAUCGAUCUCCCUGCAGUACAAAUUUUCAUUUAACUGAACAUUUAAAUUAAGUGUAAUGUUCCAGUCAAAAGUCACAUCUUUUAACAUUGUUGCUGUUCUCUCUACUGCUUAUGGUUCAAGUUACUUUGCAGUGACUGGCAACUUAGAGAUGCUCUCACCAGCUGUGUUGCUAUUGCUUGGAUUACAGGACAGGAUGUUGCUCCACUACUCGCUAUUAGAGAGAGCAUCAGACUGCUCUCACAUCUGAGCCUGAUUACUGAAAAUUACCCACUAUCAAAACCAGUCUGAGAUGGAAACUCAAAGUUUUUGGGACAGUGUCAACAGGCAGAGGUGAAAUGUGCUGGACUCAUUUCCGCAGAUUGAUUAGAGAUGACAGAAGAAUUCAUUGCCAUUCUUAUGAGGUUUUGACCAAUCAGAAUCAAGUAUUUAACAGCCAGGUAAUUAGUGAGAAAGCCAGGUAGUAAACAUUUGUGAACCACCAGCGAAGGACAAACUUUAUAUCCUUCCUUAACUUGGACUCACAGACCAUGAAUGCUGUAAAAGAAACCUGCCUUGUUGGAUUUAUGUGAAGAGAUAUCUUGAUUUGGGUAAUCUCUGUUGCUUAAUGACACUUGGCUCAUUUGACUGAAGUUUCAGACUCACUUUAGUUGCUGUUAUCAGAAGGACUAAGUGCAUAGAGCAAGGAUUACAGCUUCUUGUCGUCUGACAUGAUUACACCGUGAGAGAAGUAAAAAUGAUAGAUGUGUCGGAGAGAGAUGGAGGCAUUUACACCUUUUUCUGCAAGUAAAAAUGUGUCUCAUCUGAUUCAAACGUAUUUCAAACAGUCUCAAAUGCUUCUUGGAUACAUUCAGAGUUAGCUUUUUAAAUAAGUAUCUGCUGUCUAAGAAGCAUUCAUGACCAAGUGAAAAUGGGGUCUCCAGAAAUUAUAUAAAUGGGACAUUUUGGCAGAAUCAAAGGAAAUCUGAAACAGUUUUAUAUAUCCAUAUAAGUGUGGAUUUGGGGCGCCACUACUCUUUAAAGGUUGAUUUUCAUCUUCUUCUUGUGAUGCUUCAUGUGUUUUUAAAGGGUAGUUGUAUUAUUAAGAGCUGUGUAAUGCUUUAGCACUCAGUUACAAACUUACUGCUCUGAAAAAGGUCAGACAGUUUCCACAUCUUCGACACUACCUAACCAGUUUGUGAACAUCUGGGACCACAUCGUCCUCCACUUUAACAUUUCAUAGCUGCAAUGCAUUCUGGUCCACUGGGAUUACUGCCAGCGAAGACGAGUGUGAUGAGUUUCUCUGCGUUCAUUGUUAAUGCCGGUACAAAUGGCAGCAGCAGACAAAAGAGCUCACUCUCUGACUCAGAGAGACUGACACCAAAACCUGACAUUUACUGCAGAUGUUUCAGAUAGAAAACUCCUGCAGCUGUGCUGGAAAUACAUCAGUACAAUGUGACAUCGUGUUCAGCCAAUUAACCCCUGGAGCAAGAAAAACAGACAAGUCAAAAACAAAAUCGGCCUCGAAAUGCAAAGGGACGUCAUGAGAAGAGCUUUAGGGUGGAUUUAUCUUUUAAUUGUGGUGAUUUUCAAGAAGUAGGGCCGACUCUUUUCCUCUCCUGUUGCUGCUGUAAUAGAUACUGUAGGUGUGGAGACUGGAGAUGAGAGGAGGCGAGCGAGGAAGAGAGGAAAAAAGUAAAAGGGAAUAGGUAAUAGAAGGGGCAACAGAGAGAGAGGAAGGAUAACAGAAAAAGAGAGAGGGAAAGGGAGGGGUUGGAGAAGCGAGAGGCAAAGCUUGACUCGAUGUUUGAAUAAAAAUGAGGCCGGGUGUGGAGAGAUUACUCUUUCUCUUUUUUGUCUCUCUCUCUCCCUGCUCUCCUCGGCUGUCCUCUUUCUUCCCCUAAAGCCCAAAACCUCUCUGUACAACUCACUCUUCUUCCAGCCUGCACUUUCACUGACCAGCAGUUUAGAGCAGAGCCAGGCGAGCACUCGUUUUACUCUAAGAUGCACUUUUUCACAUAUAUUUUAACAUGUAUUUCUAAAUUAUGUAUAUCUCUUUUACACAAAGACGCUUGCUUUCUUUUUUUGUGGGUUUUCAGGAGAUACUUAUCCUAGACUGUGAAGGAAAAACUGAAAAUAAGAGCUUUCUUCUCUGGUUCACAUUCAAUUGUAACUAAAAAGUCUGGCUGUAUACACUCUGUACAUGCAUAAAAAGAUUUUCUUCUCUUAAUUAUUUAAUUUAUUUAUUCUCCUAUUGCUUGCCAUUCUUUUCAGUAUGUAUUUAAUGUAUAUGAUUUCUUUAAAAAAAAAAGGAAACAGCUCAGUAAUCAGCUGUAGUCUGCCUUUCUCUGUUUACCUACAAUACUGUUCUAGGUGUGACUACACAUAUAGUCAGAGCAUCCCACUGUACUGUAACAUAAUACUGUAAUAUAAUUGGGACGCCUGUGAAUCUUUGUGUGUGUGAGUUUGCCUGUGUGUAUGUGUAAUAUAAUGUGUGUGUGGUGUUCAGUGUACAGUAAAAUGUUUGUACAUUGUGUGUGUGUGUGUGUGUGUGUGUGAGUUUGUAGCUGUUACCUUUCUGAGUCUUACAUUUACAAUGCACUGUUUGUCAAUAAAGAAGACAAAUCAAUC